CGGAGAAAUGGACUGGUCUGGACCUUUUGUGGUUGUUACUGGUUAAUGGAAAAAACGUUUUCUUUAACAACCAGAUGUUUUGCUGCCUGAGGUAAUGGUGGCUUAGUAAACUUUUAUUUAUUUAUUUUUUUAAUUACCACAAUUUCAUAAUCAUACAAGAAUAGAUACAGUUAGUACAUAUUAUAUGGCUGCUAUUUUAACGCGGAUCUGCCCUUGUCUAAAUUGUCUAUGGGACAAAUGUUUUGGCGAUCAGCAGCCAAAACAGGAUUUUGACACAGGACUCCGUCCGGAUUCAAAUGAUGGUAACACAGUCGACACUGAGGAACGCUAUGUGGUCAAUAAUAACCUUCAGAACGAAGACACAAUUUACACGGCACUGUGGCGCUUCAAAGCCAGGACUGAAGAAGAGUUAACCUUUGAGGAAGGUGAUGUCUUUAAGGUCUUCACCUUUUCUGGAGAAUGGUGGCAAGCUGGGAAGCUAGGUCCCAAUGGAGAAAUAAUUGGUAAAGGAUUUGUGCCCUACAAUUACCUGGUGUGCAGAGAAAGCUUAGAAGCCCAAAUAUGGUACUUUGGGAACCUAAGUCGCUCCGAAGCCAUCACCCUCCUUCUUCAAUCGGGGAAUGGUAAUGGCACUUUCCUGGUCAGAAUCAGUGAGAAAGAGAACGUUGGCUUUGUUUUAUCUGGUGAGUCUUGGUUCCCUGUGCCUGUGUCCUGCAGUUCAAUGUCAAAGUGA
Molecule: messenger RNA, 733 nt
Organism: Polyodon spathula (Mississippi paddlefish)
Lineage: Eukaryota; Metazoa; Chordata; Actinopteri; Acipenseriformes; Polyodontidae
Product: protein-tyrosine kinase 6-like
Exons: 2
Coding region: 185-733 (182 amino acids)
Molecular function (GO): protein binding
Source: RefSeq, a predicted model, not a curated record